Messenger RNA from Polyodon spathula (Mississippi paddlefish), 4551 nucleotides. Its product is annotated as E3 ubiquitin-protein ligase Siah2-like. Gene Ontology annotation, cellular component: cytoplasm. Gene Ontology annotation, biological process: multicellular organism development; proteasome-mediated ubiquitin-dependent protein catabolic process. Gene Ontology annotation, molecular function: ubiquitin conjugating enzyme binding; ubiquitin protein ligase activity; zinc ion binding. The record is from RefSeq and is a predicted model, not a curated record. The transcript has 2 exons. NCBI's taxonomy places the organism in Eukaryota, Metazoa, Chordata, Actinopteri, Acipenseriformes, Polyodontidae. The coding region runs from base 407 to 1411 and encodes 334 amino acids.
GGAUACAACAAGGCAGACCCUGUGAAAAGGUCCUGCGAUGUUGGAAUUGCAGUAGUUACAGAUUGACCCUUUAAAUGCACCUUGCGCAAGCCUGUUUUGUAACUAUUAAAAAAAAAAAAAAAACACUACAGAUUCCGGGAUUUUUUUUUGUUUGUUUUUUUGUUUGUGGCCCUCAGGAUGCGUCUUCUGAGUGGCUUAAAGGCUGCCAAUUUCAACCAGGUGCGUCCAAUCGGCUUACUACUCCUUAAGUAGGUUUAGCCAAUGAAGCAGAAGCGGCCAUGUUGUGUCCUAGGAGACUCGGAGGCUGUUGGGGGGAUCCGGGAAGCUCUCCCUAUCCGGAGUUUGAGGUGGGGAAUCCGGGCUGCGAGACUCAACUGGAGCACCAAGUAGAAUAGAAUUGAUCGCCAUGAGCCGGCCGUCCUCUGCGGGCGGCGGAGGCGGAGGACUAGGGGCCGGGAAAGCAGGGGGUGGAAAGCACGGUGUCUCUGCUGGGGCAGCUGCCGCUGCUGCAGCUGCAGUUGCUGCCGCCGCUGCUGCCGCCGCCGCCGCCGCGGCUGCAGCAGCUGCUGGAGUGGCUGGAUCAGCGGCCGGAUCAGGCUCAGUUACUCCGGCUGCCGCUGCUGCUUUGCCCACGACAGGCCUCCCGUGCCAAGCCGCAGAACUCACUGCUCUUUUUGAGUGCCCGGUGUGUUUUGAUUACGUGCUGCCACCGAUCCUGCAAUGCCAGGCCGGGCACCUAGUGUGCAAUCAGUGCCGACAAAAGCUGAGCUGUUGCCCAACCUGUCGCGGGCCUCUUACCCCCAGCAUCAGGAACUUGGCCAUGGAGAAAGUGGCUUCCACUCUCCCGUUCCCCUGCAAGUAUGCCUCGGCUGGCUGCCUGCUGUCCUUGCACCACAGCGAGAAGCCGGAGCAUGAAGAGGUGUGUGAGUUCCGGCCAUACACCUGCCCCUGCCCGGGGGCCUCCUGCAAGUGGCAGGGCUCGCUGGAGGCGGUCAUGCCCCACCUGAUGCACGCCCACAAGAGCAUCACCACUCUGCAGGGCGAGGAUAUCGUCUUCCUGGCCACAGACAUCAACCUGCCAGGGGCCGUCGACUGGGUCAUGAUGCAGUCAUGCUUCGGCCACCACUUCAUGCUGGUGCUGGAGAAGCAGGAGAAAUACGAGGGCCACCAGCAGUUCUUCGCCAUCGUGCUGCUAAUUGGGACCCGUAAACAGGCCGAGAACUUUGCCUACCGCCUGGAACUCAAUGGGAACCGCCGCCGGCUGACGUGGGAGGCCACGCCUCGGUCCAUCCACGACGGCGUGGCUUCUGCUAUCAUGAACAGCGACUGCUUGGUCUUUGACACCUCCAUUGCCCACCUCUUUGCAGACAAUGGCAACCUGGGUAUUAAUGUCACUAUAUCCAUGUGCUGAGCAGCAGUUGUGUUGGCAAUGAGUGGGGAAGUUAAGAGAGAAAGAGGAACCUGCCUCAGGAGCAGGCAAAUGAGGGUCUUUGUAUUUUUCUCAUUAUGGAAACCCCAUAGGAAGAGGUAUCUUGCUAAACUCUGCAGAGUUGUGCAAGGGUGACUGGCUGCUGCAAACUGCUCUGAUUUCAAGUAAUCUGUGUGAGGAGAGGCAUGAUUUUGUGUUUGUGAGCCUGCAUUGGGCGUUGCUAUAAUGCUGCAUACGUGCAUUUUAAUUUUUUUUUUUUUUUUUUUUUUUUUCCCCCUGGCAAAUUUGCAGCAGUCAGCUGACCUGUACAGGUAUGUGUGCUGGUUCAUGCAGUCAUCUUGUACACUGAUGCUUGGGUGUGCAGGUGUACGGCACCUGUUUCUGUGUGUGCAUGUAAGUAUGCAUCAGUGUGGCUGUGUGUGCAUGCAAGUGUGUGGAAGCCAAGGUGUGUACUGUGCAUAGGUAGUAAAAUUGCACAUUGUGCACACAAGACUGCAAGUUAAUGUGGAGAGCAGGAUAGAGACUGAUCAUUGUGAUUUUAAUGGUGAUCAAGUGGUCCAGCAAGGUAAGGUCAAAACUUAUUCUGCAUUAUGUGAUGCAGAGCAGGCAAGCUCCACCAGAGGGCACGUUGAGGCACUUUGGAAAUAUCAGACUGCAGUCACUUUGGUAGCAUAGAAAUAGCAGUGAGGAAUAGGUUUGUUCUAAAUUGAGAUUGGGAGAGAUGUUUUCCCAAAAAGGUAGGAACUUAUGACCUGAGAACAUGGGAUACUAUGAGCAGAGAGUUUAAGUGUAGAAUAUGUCAUUCAAAACCCAGCAUUCUUCAGCGAUUGGUACAAUACUUUAAUCUUUCUGGAGCUCCAAAAUAUUCUACUGGGACAUUUGAUGCUGCCAAGUGGGAUUGAAGUGUGCCACCAUAAUACCUUAGACGAACGCUUAAGGUGUGUGUGUGUGUAAUAUAUGACUAUAUAAAUUACACACACCAUGUUGCAAUGGAAACAAAGCUAUAUCAAAAUAAAUAAACUAUUUAUGUACGUAUGGAGGUACAAGGGAAAGUAUAUUCAGAUACUAUAAAUGAUCCUACGUCAUGGUGCUUCCUGAGUCGGCAGCUUCCUUUAAAAAUGCCACUAUCACGCUUGCAAAACAUUACUUAAAAUAAAGACUUUCCACCAAGUGAUGAAAAUUUCAGAAACGGUGAGGUUCAAUUUAAUAACAAGAAUUUAAGGAGAUGUUUUAAGAGGAGCAAAAUAAAAUAACACCAAAUAUCCAUUGAACAUGUUUUCUGAGUGUCAGCUAUAACAGUGUGGCCUAAGCAUAGCAAGUUCAUUCAUAAACUGUUCAAACAAUGUGCUUUAAGAAACAAGAUUUUAUAUAAUUUUACAUUUUACCUGUGGGCAAAGUGAAUAAAUUGAGUCAGACUAUAUUAUCGCACAGUAAUAUGUCCUGUUGGUUUUGGUCUGUUAAUGCACUUGUAAGUGCAUUGUGUGAUCUGACCCAUACAUUAUUUUAGUCUAUAUUGCAGUAUUAUGAUGGGCAUUCUUGCAGUAGGGUUACCUUCUUCACACGCACACAUCAUGAUAUACAGGUAUUUAAUAGUGAAUCCGUGAUCCUCAGAAUUGCAGGCAAUCAAGCUUUUUUUGUACACAGCCACUAUACAGCCGCAUCUCUUCAGUGUGUUGUGGCAGAAAUGUUAUUUCUUAUCAUUUUCUCAAGUAUUUAUCCCGACUCUGAUGGUUUAGCUGAACAGAUUGUAUAGAUAGCAGGGCCCUAUUUACUUAACAGCUGACUGCAGUCUGUGAUGCACUUUGCGAUUGGAGUGAGAGCCACUGAUAUUGCACAGAAGGCUCGUCUGCCAGAACUAGCUCUAGGAGGUGUACACUUGAAGUCCAGGAAGCUGUGCGUUCUGUUUAUUCAAAUGGGAAUUUGCAUCACUCUGGCUUUGAAAAUCGUAUAUAUUUGUAAGUCUUGAUGUUAUUUCCAUGCUUUUUUGUUUGGUUAGGUAGAAAGACAAAUAUGUAUAGUUUGUUGCACUUGUGUUAACAAAGGUGUAGCAUUAUUACCGUGGAUUUUCUGUGAAGGCUUCAGGGAAUCGAAAGACCUUGGUGCAAUACAGCAAGUUUCUUGUGUUGCUCUUAAAUGACCCUGCCAGCAGCAUUGCAGCCUGUUGCUUCAAAAUUGAAAGCCAGGUACCAGUGCCAUGCCGUUACUACACAGCCACAGUUUAAACAGUAGCCAUCCUGGUAUGCUUUUGUUUUCAUUUCAGAAAGCCAUACAGAUUGCAGUUCUAAAUUAUUGUAUGUUUUGUGGAGCCACAGUUGCUGAGUGUUGGUUUUAUUUGUAUCAAAUUUAGUAUUUUGUGUAUUGCAGAAAGUAUUAUUCAUGGUUUGGUAAUAUUACAUGGGCUAGAUUUGUUUAUCUUCUAGUGAUAUUAUUAUUAAUAAAUAUGCUUAACACUUUAAGGGGGAUUUCAAAUAUUCAGAUAGUAAAAUAAAUUUUCAUAUUAAAGUUGAUGGUUGUCUAAAUGGUGACAAAAAAUGGUAUACUAAGAACAGUUAGAUAUCUGUGAAACAGUAGGUAAUUUUUUUUCAAAUCCAUCAAACUUGGUUGGAAAACUAUAGAAGAGUCACUCCUUGGACAACAAAAAUUAGUGGUUGAUCGUGUCCAUACAGUACAUUGUAUUGACAUAAAUGUAUUAGUCAUAAUCAUUAUCUAUUUAUUAAAUAUUUGAGAGGUCCUGCAUAGGACUCUGUGGCAUCGGGAAUAAACCCAUGAAAUUGUAUUCGGAUGGGAAAUUGGCAUCUGAUUUGAUUUCUUGCAGCAUUUAACCUUUCGUAGCGAUUUUUACAUUUUAGGUUUGUGGGCGAGAUUCUAGAUCCAAUGUUAUAAUCAAGCAUUCCAAAUACACAACUGAGUAACUGUUUAAUUAACAUUUAUGAUGGUAAGAAAAACAAAUUUGACACACAUCACUUAUGUUAAGUUUGGUGUAUUGGAUGCUUCCCCCCCCCCCCCCCCCCCUUCCUCUCUUCUGCAGUUUUGAGUUUCAGCAGUCCACCAUGGAAUACAGAACCGCCGACUGUUGCAUGCCGUCAGACAAACUGUUCCAGAUCAUGCAAGACAGAAUUUGU